GGGGACACUGGGACGGGUGCCCGCUGUCCUGUUCGGAGUGCUCGCUGUGUGAUUUAAAACCUGCCGCUUCCCAUGGUGCCUCGCCUUCUCCAGCCGUGAAACUAAGGAAGAAACCUAAGACAGCUGAAAACCAGAAGGCGUCUGAGGAGAAUGAGAUUACUCAGACGGGUGCAUGCAGCGCCAAGCCGGGCCUUCCCUGCCUGAACCUUGAAGCUGUUCCUUCUCUGAGCCCGGCCCUCAUCCACUCUCCACAUUCACCAACAAACCUGCACGCACACACAGGGUCAUCUGAUUGUAACAUCAGUUGCAAGGGGAUGACAGAGCGCAUUCAUAGCAUCAACCUCCACAACUUCAGCAAUUCUGUGCUCGAGACCCUCAACGAGCAGCGCAACCGUGGCCACUUCUGUGACGUGACGGUCCGCAUCCACGGGAGCAUGCUGCGCGCCCACCGCUGCGUGCUGGCGGCUGGCAGCCCCUUCUUCCAGGACAAGCUGCUGCUGGGCUACAGUGACAUCGAGAUCCCCUCAGUGGUGUCAGUCCAGUCUGUGCAAAAGCUCAUUGACUUCAUGUACAGCGGGGUGCUGCGGGUCUCACAGUCAGAGGCCCUCCAAAUCCUCACGGCCGCCAGCAUCCUGCAGAUCAAGACUGUGAUUGAUGAGUGCACGAGGAUUGUCUCACAAAAUGUGGGAGACGUCUACCCGGUGAUUCAGGAUUCUGGCCAAGAGACACCCAGGGGAACACCUGAAUCAGGCACCUCGGGGCAGAGCACUGACACAGAGUCUGGCUACCUGCAGAGCCAUUCACAGCACAGUGUGGACAGGAUCUAUUCAGCCCUCUAUGCCUGUUCCAUGCAAAAUGGCAGUGGGGAGCGCUCCUUUUACAGUGGAGCUGUGGUCAGCCACCAUGAGACAGCCCUGGGACUCCCCAGGGACCAUCACAUAGAAGAUCCCAGCUGGAUUACCCGGAUCCAUGAACGGUCGCAGCAGAUGGAGCGGUACCUCUCCACCACUCCAGAGACCACACACUGCCGGAAGCAACCCCGCCCUGUCCGAAUUCAAACCCUGAUGGGCAACAUCCAUAUUAAGCAGGAGAUGGAGGAUGACUAUGACUACUACGGCCAGCAGAGGGUGCAGAUCCUUGAGCGCAAUGAGUCUGAGGAAUGCACUGAGGACACUGACCAAGCUGAAGGCACUGAGAGCGAGCCCAAAGGGGAGAGUUUUGACUCGGGUGUCAGUUCCUCCAUUGGCACCGAGCCCGAUUCAAUGGAGCAGCAGUUUAUGGCUGGUCUGGGCCGGGAUGGACAGCAAGAACCUUCUCAAGCAGAUCAAAAUGAUGUCCCUGCUGAUGGCUCUCAGCCACAGCAGCAGCAGCAACAUGUAGAUGCCAACUCUUCCUCACCAGAGAGAAACAAUGACAUUGAAAUGGACAGCAAAGUGCUCACAGUCAAUAACAGCACCGAAAAGGGGGCUUUGCAGCCUUCUGUCAACACAUCUGUUGCCCAACCAUUGCCAACCACACAGAUCUACUUACGCCAGACAGAAACCCUCACCAGCAAUCUGAGGAUGCCACUGACUCUGACCAGCAACACCCAGGUCAUUGGCACAGCUGGCAACACCUACCUGCCUGCCCUUUUCACCACGCAGUCUGCUGGCAGUGGCCCUAAGCCUUUUCUCUUCAGCCUGCCCCAGCCUUUAGCUGGCCAACAGACACAGUUUGUGACAGUGUCCCAACCCGGCCUGUCAACCUUUACUGCCCAGCUGCCAGCCCCACAGCCCUUGGCCCCAUCUGCAGGCCACAGCACAGCGGGUGGGCAAGGUGAAAAAAAGCCUUAUGAGUGCACUCUCUGUAACAAGACUUUCACCGCCAAACAGAACUACGUCAAGCACAUGUUUGUACACACAGGUGAGAAACCACACCAAUGCAGCAUCUGUUGGCGCUCCUUCUCUCUAAAGGAUUACCUAAUCAAACACAUGGUGACACACACUGGCGUGAGGGCCUACCAGUGCAGUAUCUGCAACAAGCGCUUCACCCAGAAGAGCUCCCUUAAUGUGCACAUGCGUCUCCACCGCGGGGAGAAGUCCUACGAGUGCUACAUCUGCAAGAAGAAGUUCUCCCACAAGACCCUGCUGGAGAGGCAUGUGGCUCUGCACAGUGCCACCAACGGCACGCCUGGAGCCGCCGGCACCGGCGCGAGGGCUGUCCCUGCCGGCGUGGUGGCCUGCACGGAGGGGACCACGUACGUCUGCUCUGUCUGUCCGGCUAAGUUUGACCAAAUCGAGCAUUUCAACGACCACAUGAGGAUGCAUGUGUCAGACGGAUAAGUAGAAUCUCUCUCUCUCUCUUUGUUAUGAACAACAAAAAUAGAAACAACAAAAAAAAAGC
Ficedula albicollis (Collared flycatcher) is the source of this 2382-nucleotide messenger RNA. RefSeq names its product zinc finger and BTB domain containing 20 (gene ZBTB20). The record is from RefSeq and is a predicted model, not a curated record. NCBI's taxonomy places the organism in Eukaryota, Metazoa, Chordata, Aves, Passeriformes, Muscicapidae. The transcript has 4 exons. The coding region runs from base 315 to 2321 and encodes 668 amino acids. Gene Ontology annotation, biological process: regulation of transcription by RNA polymerase II. Gene Ontology annotation, molecular function: RNA polymerase II cis-regulatory region sequence-specific DNA binding; protein binding; DNA-binding transcription factor activity, RNA polymerase II-specific.